AGGGUUUGUAUACAUGAACCAGUAUGGCGCGACUUCGAUAACCGAUCAUUUCUCAUUUUAUCCUCCGUCGACCCUUAGCAUUGCACGAGAAAACCCUAGUUUUCUACGAUGGUGAACUGGAGGAUUAGGCAAGAAUGGGAGGAAUACGAUCUCCAAAGCUCAUACGCUGACAAUCCAUGUAUGUUCUCGAUACGAUUGAACUAUGGUGGAGUUUUUACGAAGUUUCCAGGCCGCAAAUACAUAAAGGGGAAGAUGAAAUAUAUUGAUGGCAUUGAUAGUGACUUGUUCUCGGUGCAUGAUAUGGACGAGAUAAUGGAAUUGCUUGAUUGUGUGGAACCAGGUAAAAGUAUUUAUUAUCAUUUCAAACGACCAACCUGGGAUUUAGAUUUUGGGUUGUAUGCUUUGGGUUGUGACGAAGAUAUAAACCACUUUAGGUCAUACGUGUAUGAACACAAGGUGAUAGAAGUGUAUACAGAGUUUUGGGAAACCAAGCUGCAUACGUAUCAAAUGUCCCCAAACCCUGCAAAGAUAAAGAUACACGAAAUUCCUGAGUCCCUUUGUCGUAAAAGCUUGUUAUUGACAUGGUCAAAUUCAGGGGAUUGUCCUAGUGAAGAAGCCCCUGUUUUUGAGAAUGUAGAAACUAUGGACGAACCCCCUAGUACAUUACUUGAAACAACCUUGGAACAACCCCUUGUUACAUUGAGUGAAACAGUUGAGUCAACCCCUGCCUAUAUACCAAGAAUUGAAAGCCCUUUGACUGAACCAAUGAUAGGAAGCACAUGUCCUAAUGUUGAUGGUUGGGAUGAUACAUUUGAAUGGUGUGAACCUUUUGGUGGGACUCCUAUGGAACAAGAUGAACCAAAUAGUGAAAAAGCAGGUGAAGACAGUCAAGCUAGUAAAGACAGUCAUGAUAGUGAUGACACUGAAGAUAGUGAAUACAGUCAAGAUAGUGAUUACAUAGUUGAUGAAGAUAAUUUGUUAGAUGAUCCAGAGGUUGAUAUGAAGAACUUUCACCUCAACAUUGACAAAGAGGUGGAGUGGGUUGGAAGUUUUCCUGAUGAUCGAGAUGAAGCAGUAGAAGGUGAUGAAGAAUUAGAGGUUAUAAACACUGAAGAAUUUGUAUCUGCAUCUUCAUCAGAUGAGGGUGAAGCUAGUAAAAAAAGGAAGAAGAUAAGAGAUUUACGAAGAGCACAUAAGAAUGAAGCAGCUGCUGUCAAAGAUCCAUUUUACAUCCACCAGACUUUUAGCACAGCCAAGGAAGUUAAACAACAAAUUUAUCUUCAUUCCAUACAGAGUAGAAGGGAGUUAGACUUCGUCAAGAAUGACAAAAAUAGGAUUAGAGUGGUUUGCAAAGGGACAAUACCAAACCUUGGGAUAUUAGAAACAGCAGGGAAAAGAUAUUUACUAGGGCUUGAUGGUGCAUUCAUGAAGGGUCCAUACCAUGGUAUGAUCCUGACAGCAGUGGGUUUAGAUGGGAACAAUUGCACAUACCCUUUGGCAUAUGCAGUUGUUGAAGCAGAGAACUUUAAUUCAUGGACCUGGUUUUUAAUUAACUUAGGAGAUGAUCUUGGUUUGUAUGCAAACUCCAACUUCACUUUCAUAUCAGAUAGACAGAAGGGGUUAUUGCCUGCACUUGAGAAACUUUUCCCAGCAGCAGAGCAUAGAUAUUGCCUAAGGCAUCUUCAUGAGAACAUGAAACGUAAAUGGAGGGGCAAGGAAUUCAAGGAUUGUCUUUGGAAAUGUGCAACAUGUACCACCAUACCACAAUUCAACAGUGCCAUGGAAGAACUAAAGAAACUUAACAGUGAAACAUAUGAUUGGCUUAAUUCUAUUCCACCUAAGCACUGGUCCAGAUCCCACUUCUUAGGGAGGGCACAUUGUGAUGCUUUGUUGAAUAAUAUGUGUGAGAGAUUGAAUAGCAAGAUAGUGAAGGGUCGUGAUAAGCCAAUUAUCAGUUGCUUGGAGUUUAUUAGGGAGUAUAUCAUGAGGAAAAUUGUCAUGGUUCAAAAAGAAAUUGAUAAAGCUAAUGGCCCAUUAACUCCUACAGCCACUAAGACCCUUGAAAAAAUUAAAGAAAGGGCAGUACAGUGUAGGGCAGUGUUCUGUGGCAAUGGGAAGUACCAGGUUACAAGUGAAGGUACUAAUCAGUAUGUGGUUAAUAUGGACCAACAAACUUGUUCAUGUAAUAGGUGGGAACUGACAGGCAUACCCUGCAAACAUAGUAUAGCAGCUAUAUGGGAUAUGAGGCUCAACAAUGAAAAUGUUGGAAUACCUGAGACAUGGGUACACCCAACUUAUUGGCUCAAGACUUGGAAAGAAAUGUAUGUAUUCAAAGUUGAACCUAUUAAUGGGAGGUUAUUGUGGGAAAAAAGCACAUGUCCUACCAAGUUGAUACCACCAAAGUAUCGUGUCCCUAUUGGCAGACCAAAAAAAAAGAGAAGAAGAUCUGCAACAGAAGAUGAUGGAGUGUCCACAAAAUGGAAAUCUGUAACAUGCACAAAAUGUGGAAAUGUGGGCCAUAAUGGAAGGACCUGCAAGGGACAAUCACAGACUGGGAAUGGAACAGGAGAAGGUGCAGCAGGGAAUACAACAGGAGAAGGUGCAGCAGGUAGCACUGGUGGUGUACAAAAUGGAGUAGGAAACAAAGGAAAAAGCCCCAUGCUUUGAGAAUUUGUAGUUUGGUAUCAUGAUUACUUUGUUGUUAUGUUUUGUAUUUUGAUACUUUGUUGCUGUCUAGGAUAACUAUUUGUAUGCCA
Lactuca saligna is the source of this 2756-nucleotide messenger RNA. Lineage: Eukaryota; Viridiplantae; Streptophyta; Magnoliopsida; Asterales; Asteraceae. The record is from the annotation of a GenBank genome assembly.